Molecule: messenger RNA, 2569 nt
Organism: Sitophilus oryzae (rice weevil)
Lineage: Eukaryota; Metazoa; Arthropoda; Insecta; Coleoptera; Curculionidae
Product: probable RNA methyltransferase bin3
Exons: 12
Coding region: 168-2381 (737 amino acids)
Biological process (GO): snRNA modification
Molecular function (GO): O-methyltransferase activity; RNA methyltransferase activity; snRNA binding
Source: RefSeq, a predicted model, not a curated record
CAAGCGCCAACGAUUUGUAGUCGAACAGUGAGAGUACAUCGUGCUAGUCGAACCUGAGAUUUUAAUCGUAUUUUGUCAGCGGAUUUUUAAGUGAGAGACUUCUGAAAAGUGUCCAAAGUGAUGGAGUGAACGUCAAAGAAUUCAAAAAAGUGUUACAGGUAAAAACUAUGUCUUCUGCAAAAGUGUUAAAUCCUCCGAAUCCUCCGGCGGCCAAGCCGGAGCCGAAACCCACUCAAAAUCACACCGUUACCAGUCGCAAUUACGGAAGCAAACAGCAGAACAACAAGCGACGCAACAAGCACGACAGAGGUGCUAGGAAACGUUCAAAAAGUUUUUCCGGCUGUGGCAUCCUGUUAAACCCCAAACCAGUCUUACCAACCAAAUUCUUAUUGGGAGGGAACAUAAACGACCCUUUGAACCUAAACAGUCUGCAGGAUGAGGAUAUUAACCGAGCUAUGAACGCUGUCACUCCAAAAUCUUCACCGGUUCCAACACCGCCACGCAGAAAAAUGCCUAUUGAGGUAAUGAUACCGCCAAAUACACACGAUCCUUUGCAUUUAAUGGACUGCGAUAAUGACGAAGAGUAUGAAGAACACCUUUGUUCUCCAGUUAAAAAAGGUCGCAAAAAACGCGUUAAAAAACGCCGUACCGUCUCUAGUUCCGCAGAGGGUUGUGACGCCGACAUCACAGGCAAUUCCGAGGCCAAAACUCCAGAAGCUACCACGGAUUCGGCAAAGAUACCGGAAGUACCGAUACUAGGUAUAGCGGAGAAUGUUACUGUUGAAACAAAGGACGAGAAAGAGGAACCGCCUAAAUCUAAAGUGUGCAAAAAUUUGUCGAUCGAUUUAAGCAAAGAAAAGAAAGAGAAGCCAAAACGAAGGUCAGAGGAGGGAAAUCCCAAUCAUGCUUCCAAAAAAUUCAAGAGCUUUAUGGACAAAAUCGUGAGUCCGGUGGUUCCCCAGCCAGGAGCUUGGUUGAAAAGGUCUAAUUCAGUGAAGAUAUCGAGGCCUAGGCCGAAUAAAACUACAGAUGAGAAGAUGCCUAUGUUUAAAGAGAAGAAUAAACGAUUUCAGUAUGGAAACUACAACAGAUAUUAUGGAUAUAGGAAUCCCAAUAAUGAGACUGAUCACAGGUUGAGGGUUUUUUCACAUCAUCCAUAUCUUUUUGAGGGCAAAGAUAUUUUAGAUAUCGGUUGCAACAUUGGCCAUAUUACAUUAAGCGUAGCAAGAGAUUUUAGAGCUAAAACAGUCACAGGUAUAGAUAUCGAUCCGAAAUUAAUUAGUAUUGCCCGUAAAAACAUAAAGCACUAUGUUAAAACGGAAAAUUCGCCUGCGAGGCUAGAGCGUACCUCGAACGGCUCUAAACUGACGUCGACAGAUGUAUUAAGUAGUAGUGAGUUUUUCCCUAUAUCUUUGCCUAUAUUAUAUGGACCAAUUGACAUUCCAGGAUUCAAUGAGACCCAAAAAGGCAGGGGCUUCCCGUACAACGUCACAUUUAAGCAGUGUAACUACGUCCCAGAAGAUGAAAAUUUACUCGCAUUGGAACAGCCCCAAUUUGACGUUAUCUUAUGUCUAAGCAUCACAAAAUGGAUUCACAUGAACUGGGGCGACAACGGUCUCAAACUAACAUUUAGGAGGAUGUACGAACAGUUAAGGCCUGGCGGAAGAUUGAUUUUAGAGCCACAGCAUUGGGCCAGUUAUAAAAAUAAGAAAAAUCUUACGGAAACCAUCUACAGGAACUAUCAAGCUAUAGAGUUCUUCCCUGACAAGUUUACUGAAUAUCUUCUGUCGCCCGCUGUAGGUUUUGCAAAGAGUGAAAUUCUUGGUUAUCCCCAGCAUAAAAGUUCUGGAUUUAGGAGACCUAUACAAGUUUUUACAAAAAGCACGAUGUUUCCAAGUGAAAGGAUAGAAGCGACGCCUGGCAAUCCUGUAUAUAGUGAUUCUGCGUAUCCAAAGACAAUGCACACAGGUAAAUACGAAUCUCAACCUGCCGACUGCGUAGAACAUGUUUACACCAAGUUACUACAUCCGACUCCACGGUAUUGCGAAAGCGCGGAAGACAAUCUGGAAAUCAACGAAAGCAUCGCGAAAAGCUUGGAAAGCGAAGAAAAAAUGAACCAGUCCAACGGCCACGAGGAUGUCGACCAUUUCUACAACCAAGAAUCGAGUGAUAUCGACAAUAACGAGAAAACCGUGAUGGAUUGUAGCGAUAGACUCUCCAGUGAAGCUACUCCCGAUAAUACCAAUGACAGUACGUCAUUAGACAAAGAUAAAAACAGUCAAGUGCGUAGUAUUAGUGCGCAAAAGAACGUCUCGAGUAGUCCGACUUUGAAGGUGUUAAGGACGCCAGAUCGGCAGAAUUUAAUCGUGGAUAAUACUUAAGUCGUAUUUGUAAAGUUCGAUAAAGUUAAGUAUAAUGUUAUCUAUUGUAAUCGAGCCACCCGGAUUUUGUAUACAUUUUGUAAAUAUUUAUUGUUAUGAUUUUUUUCUGGAAAAAGAUUAAUUGUAAUAUAUUCGCCUUUGUUCUUCGAUAUUAGAACGAAAAAAAUAAAGUAUUAACAGUCAUUUUA